This is a messenger RNA of Cimex lectularius (bed bug), 1587 nucleotides long. Its product is annotated as neuropeptide SIFamide receptor-like. The coding region runs from base 93 to 1406 and encodes 437 amino acids. Gene Ontology annotation, biological process: G protein-coupled receptor signaling pathway. Gene Ontology annotation, molecular function: neuropeptide Y receptor activity; peptide binding. The transcript is spliced from 3 exons. Gene Ontology annotation, cellular component: membrane. The record is from RefSeq and is a predicted model, not a curated record. Lineage: Eukaryota; Metazoa; Arthropoda; Insecta; Hemiptera; Cimicidae.
GUCGCCGGGACGUCUGCUGUUGCGAGGCAUGCGCCUUUCGGAGGGUAAAUCGGCAGCCCCUCAGUAAGCUAGUACGCCCCUCGGCAGUACACAUGGUUGCACUGAGGCUUCCUGACUCAGAAGAGUACAUUGAGGCUAGGUCGGGACGACCCCUUGACACCGGUUUCGGCCCAACGAAAGCCUCCAACACGUCGAGGCGGCUGUUCGUCAAUUCGAAUCUAGUCGAUUUCGUCAUGGACACCUUGGUGGCCAACAGUACGCCGCCGGCGGACCUGCAGGAGGCGGCCAACCAAACGUUUCCCCAGCUAUUUUACCGGCAUAGUAUAGGGAUGACUAUCGUCUACUGCAUAGCUUACCUGAUCGUUUUCUUAGUAGGCCUCGUAGGCAAUGUUUUUGUCAUAAUGGUCGUCUACCGUUCUCCGAGGAUGAGGAACGUCACCAACUUCUUCAUCGUCAACCUUGCCGUCGCAGACAUCCUUGUCAUCGUUUUUUGUCUUCCUGCGACCUUAAUGUCCAACAUCUUUGUCCCAUGGGUUCUCGGCUGGUGGAUGUGCAAGACGGUGCCGUACGUCCAAGGUGUUUCAGUCGCAGCAUCAGUCUACAGCCUUAUCGCGGUUACGCUUGACAGGUUCUUGGCUAUUUGGUGGCCUUUGAAAUGCCAGAUAACGACAAGACGGGCGAGAAUGAUGAUCCUCGUUAUUUGGGUGAUAGCGCUGACCACGACGAUCCCAUGGGCGCUUUUCUUCGAUUUGGUGGUGAUAUUCAGCGAUGACCCAGACGUGAAGCUCUGCCUUGAAGUCUGGCCAGACUACCUCAACGGCUCGCUGUAUUUUCUGAUCGCAAACCUCCUUUUCUGCUAUAUCCUUCCCAUGAUCCUCAUAUCAAUGUGCUAUGUGCUGAUCUGGAUCAAGGUGUGCAAGAGGCACAUCCCGAGCGACUCCAAAGACGCCCAAAUGGAGAGGAUGCAGCAGAAGAGCAAGGUGAAAGUCGUGAAAAUGCUCGUCGUCGUCGUUAUACUUUUCGUACUCUCUUGGCUACCUCUUUACCUCAUAUUCGCUAGAAUAAAACUAGGCGGGGACUUCUCACAAUGGGAAGACGAGAUCCUGCCUGUGGCUACUCCGGUGGCUCAGUGGCUCGGCUCCUCCAACUCUUGCAUAAACCCGAUCUUGUACGCCUUCUUCAACAAUAAAUAUAGAAGGGGAUUCGCUGCCAUUCUGAAAAGCAGAAAAUGUUGCGGUACCCUCAGGUACUACGACACAGUCGUCCGAGCCAAUUCUUCUUCGACCAGCCUGAGGAAGUCGUCCUAUUAUGUUACCAACAACAACAACAACAACAACUCCUCGACAAGGCGGCAACUGAGCCAAGAUACGAACGUCUCUUACAUUUCGAACAACACCGGGGUAUAAAAUCUUUGUCUGCCAAAUAAAUGGUUUGUCUUGUUUGGCUCUCUAGAGCAGUAACCUGCCGGUCGCACCAUGCACCAGCACUGUAACAGGGUAACCCACGGUCCAACCGAAUAUUUGACAGGCUCAAAUUUGGAGAUUGCCCAAAGUCAAAGUAUUUUAUAAAAAUUUACAUAUUAAAGAC